Effrenium voratum is the source of this 738-nucleotide messenger RNA. The record is from the annotation of a GenBank genome assembly. Lineage: Eukaryota; Dinophyceae; Suessiales; Symbiodiniaceae.
AUGGAGGCGAGUUCGAGUCUACGCGAGUGUUCCCUCGGGCCUGCCGAGUCUGCGCGUCCAUCCACCGCGCCGCCCCGGCUGGCCGGAGAUGCCGUGGGGCCUCCCGCUACCCCGCCGCCGGCUCAUGCCGCCGCGCGGCCCCCGACGGCACCGUCGGUCGCUGGCCCGAUGAUCCCGAGCAUCGAAAACGAAGGCCUUCAGACCUGGUGCAGGGUGUAUGCCCGAUCUGUCAACUUCAGCAACUUGCCACUCACGCCUCAAGGCGCGCUGAUGGCGAAGCACAUUUUACCCAUGCCGCCCAAGCGGGUAGGCGACAUCGCUCCAGCUCCGCCUGAGAUCGAGAGCCUACAGGCAAUUGUCUGCGCGGUGCGACUUUCACCUCAAAGGGUGGAGGCUACAGACGGCACCGUGUCGGCUCCUACAGCGGAGCUGCUGGUUACUUUCACCGCCUCCACGACCGUGGUGGCGAGCGGAAGGCUUGCCCCCAGCGUGGAGGAUCCCAAGUUUUUCUUUCAGGACAAGAAGACGCCGAAGCUGCCCGUGCUGGCGUUGCCCACCGCUGCCGGGGCGCUGGUGCCAGGGCAGGAGCCGAAGUGGCUCGAGGAGCGCUGGAGCCGGGGCACGCUCUGCGAGGAUGCUUUCAAGCUUCGUGACUCGCACAAGGACAAGGACUACUACCCCAUCUACGACUACGAUUCCCCCAGCACUGCGAGCGUGGCUGCGACCCUAGCUUUCUGA